UGUGCCAGCCUGGUGCUCUUCUUAGGUGUCUGUCUCCUUUAGGUGUCCAAACCUGUAAAUGCGUCUGUCAAUCUGGAGUUUAAGUGAAAGCGGCGUCCAGGCCCAAGAACCGGGCCUUGGCACUCGCAGACUAGUUGUAAACAUGCAUUGGGUGCGGGGCUAUCUAACCCCUCCUGUUUCAUCCUAUAGGACAGCUACAUGCUGGGAGCUCUGUCCUCCCCACUGGCAGCAGGUCAGUAACUCCUUUGCAAGAAACUGAUAGUAAUUCCUUGCCAUCUUCUCUGCAUGCACCCUGCCUCCUGUGAAGAUGGGUCUGUUCACUGGCAGCGGCCUGGGAAAGAGCCAGCGGCUGAUCUCCCAUACUACCACUAUAGAGCUCCCUCUGCUGAAGUGGAGAUGACAGCCUACGUCCUCCUUGCUCACCUCACCACGCAGCCAGCACCUUCGCAGGAGGAGCUGUCAUUUGCCUCUCUUAUUGCAAAAUGGAUCAGUGGUCAGCAGAAUCCCAAUGGAGGCUUCUCCUCCACCCAGGACACCAUUGUGGCUCUGCAAGCCCUCUCCCUGUACGGAGUCGCCACCUAUGCCAAGAGCGGAGCAGCUUCCAAAGUGACCCUGCGAUCUGGAGGGGACUUCCAGCAAGACUUCCACGUGGAUUCCUCAAACCGGCUGCUGCUCCAGCGCGUGCCCCUGCCCCAGGUGCCAGGGGAGUACAGCACAGAGGUGUCUGGCAAAGGAUGCGUCUACCUGCAGGUGAGGGCAGUGGGGCAAGUGCCGUCCUGGGAGGGGAGCCCUUUCUCAGGCACGAGCCAGGGGGAGAGAGGAAGGG
This is a messenger RNA of Numida meleagris (helmeted guineafowl), 826 nucleotides long. RefSeq names its product alpha-2-macroglobulin-like. The annotation marks the transcript as partial. Lineage: Eukaryota; Metazoa; Chordata; Aves; Galliformes; Numididae. The transcript is spliced from 2 exons. The record is from RefSeq and is a predicted model, not a curated record.